Messenger RNA from Cryptomeria japonica (Japanese cedar), 2497 nucleotides. Its product is annotated as transmembrane 9 superfamily member 7. Gene Ontology annotation, biological process: protein localization to membrane. The record is from RefSeq and is a predicted model, not a curated record. The transcript is spliced from 7 exons. NCBI's taxonomy places the organism in Eukaryota, Viridiplantae, Streptophyta, Pinopsida, Cupressales, Cupressaceae. Gene Ontology annotation, cellular component: membrane. Bases 293 to 2206 code for a protein of 637 amino acids.
GUUAUAAAUGGACGUCAAUUUUCACGCUGGCGUACUAAGUAUCGUUCUUUCCAAUUUCCUUGGUACAAAAUAGGAUUGCCAUCCAAAUCAAAGGAGACGAAAUAGUGUUAAUCAACUGUGUUUUUUCCGUUUUGUUCCUGGUUUCCUUCCUCCAUAUAAAAUGACAAUAAAUAAUAAACCCUUGACUACCUGAGUACAGAUCCAACUUGUUUUUCCAGAGCCAACUCUCUUACAUAACCAACCGAAGCCGAGAUUGGACAAGUGGGUUUAUAGGUUUUGAUCGAAACUGAAUAUGGCAGUGAUGAAACUGGUGAUAUGGAUUUCCAUUGUGGUAGUGCUUUUGUUGAGAGCAGAGUGCUUCUAUCUUCCUGGAGUCGCUCCUCGAGAUUUCAAGAAGGGUGAUACGCUACAGGUCAAAGUAAACAAGUUGGCUUCUACAAGGACUCAACUUCCUUAUGAGUACUAUUCUCUGCCAUAUUGUCAUCCAAAGAAGAUUGUUGAUUCUUCAGAAAAUCUUGGUGAAGUUCUUCGAGGUGAUCGCAUUGAAAAUUCUCCUUUUAUGUUUAAAAUGAGAGAAAGUAGACUUUGCAAUGUUGUUUGUAAGACUAAAUUUGAUGCAAGCGGAGUAAAGAAUUUCAAGGAGAAGAUUGAUGAUGACUAUCGUGUGAAUAUGAUUUUGGAUAAUCUCCCGGUGGCAGUUGCUAGAUUGAGAUCUGAUGCAGGUCAGUCUCCUUCUUAUGAGCAUGGCUUUAGGGUUGGAUUUAAAGCAAGCCUCAGCGGGAGUUCUGAAGAGAGAUAUUUCAUUCACAAUCAUUUAUCUUUUGUCGUGUCUUUUCAUAAGGAUCUUGAGACAGAUUAUGCACGUAUUGUAGGAUUCGAAGUCGCACCAUACAGUGUGAAGCAUGAGUAUGAGAAACCAUGGAAUGAUGAAAAGCCCCAUUUGACAACAUGUGAUCCGAAUACUAAACGUACAGUUUCAAAUACUGAUAUACCCCAGGAAGUGGUGGAAGACACCGAAAUCAUUUUUACUUAUGAUGUUUCAUUCCAGGAUAGCCCUGUGAAAUGGGCAUCUCGUUGGGAUACAUACCUUCUCAUGACAGAUGAUCAGAUCCAUUGGUUCUCUAUCAUUAAUUCUUUGAUGAUUGUAUUAUUUCUUUCUGGAAUGGUUGCAAUGAUAAUGAUGCGAACAUUAUACCGAGAUAUCUCAAAGUACAAUCAAUUAGAAACACAGGAUGAAGCGCAAGAGGAAACAGGUUGGAAGUUGGUUCAUGGAGAUGUAUUUAGAGCUCCUGCCCAUGCAAGCUUACUGUGUGUUUAUGUGGGAACUGGAGUACAAUUUUUUGGGAUGACCCUUGUCACAAUGAUUUUUGCAAUGUUUGGUUUCCUUUCCCCAUCAAAUCGUGGAGGUCUCAUGACGGCUAUGCUUCUUUUGUGGGUAUUCAUGGGUUUGUUUGCUGGGUACUGCUCUUCUCGUCUUUAUAAGAUGUUCAAAGGCACAGAAUGGAGAAAGAAUACACUCAAGACAGCCUUCUUGUUUCCAGGCAUUGUAUUUUGCAUUUUCUUUGUACUGAACACGUUGAUAUGGGGUGAGAAAUCAUCAGGUGCCGUUCCUUUUGGUACCAUGUUUGCUUUGGUUGCUCUCUGGUUUGGAAUUUCUGUUCCAUUGGUCUUUGUGGGUAGUUACUUUGGGUACAAGAAACCUGCAAUUGAGGAUCCAGUGAAAACCAAUAAGAUCCCCCGUCAGAUUCCAGAACAAGCUUGGUACAUGCGGCCGUUUUUCUCUAUACUCAUUGGAGGCAUUUUGCCUUUUGGUGCUGUUUUUAUUGAACUAUUCUUCAUCUUAACUUCUAUAUGGCUGCAUCAGUUCUACUACAUCUUCGGGUUUCUGUUCCUCGUCUUUGUGAUUCUUAUUGUCACAUGUGCAGAGAUAACCAUUGUCCUAUGCUACUUUCAGUUGUGCAGUGAAGAUUAUCACUGGUGGUGGAGAUCUUAUUUGACUGCAGGCUCUUCAGCCUUUUAUUUGUUUCUAUAUGCCACAUUCUAUUUCUUCACCAAGCUGGAGAUCACAAAGCUUGUUUCUGGGAUUUUGUAUUUUGGUUACAUGACGAUCAUUUCAUAUGCAUUCUUUGUAUUGACUGGAACAAUAGGUUUCUAUGCUUGCUUCUGGUUCGUGCAGCUGAUAUACUCAUCAGUGAAGAUUGACUGAAGCUUCUCAUAUAUUGGUCGUUUUUCAUAAGGGCCCAGAAAGUUCUGGCUUAAAGAAUUGCUACUUUCUCAUUUAUGUAGUUUAGAGUUUCGGCAUGACAUCACAGGAUAUGUUGGCAGCGAAGGCAAUGCUAAUCUUGUAUGACGGUGUAUUUUCUGCUUUGCUUUAACCUUCCUGAUACAAUCCCGAGUAUGAGAAGCUUGAGGAGCUUAAUUUUCAAUGUAAUACAAUGUUUCCCAUUGCAUUGAAUGCUGAUACCUUUGAUAUUUAUUGGUCAAGUCUAUUCAACCA